Molecule: messenger RNA, 2151 nt
Organism: Striga asiatica
Lineage: Eukaryota; Viridiplantae; Streptophyta; Magnoliopsida; Lamiales; Orobanchaceae
Source: the annotation of a GenBank genome assembly
UAUUGAAUCCUACAAUUGCACGAGAAUAAUAGGAAUUUAGAUUUUUUAAGCUCGAAUGUAACUAAUAUUUUUUUCAUCAAAUAUUCAUAUUUUUCAUCCCAUAUUUUUAUUAAAUUUUUUAAUAAAUUUAUGUUAGCACAUGAUAUGAACUCAAUAUUAUUGCUAACUAUUGCCACAAAGAUGCUAUUAGGUGCACUUGAGAAUUAUAAAUCAUCCUCCAAGAAUCCCCAAACAAAAAGUCUCCACCAACCGCUCCAAACCCAUUACUCAUUACCCAUGACGCCAUCCAAAUGCGAUCCCAACAGCGGUUUCGACCCACAGACCCGCAUUUUCCACAGCCUCCGCCCACCCAUUUCCUUGCCCCCUCUCACAACCCCCUUUUCCUUCCCCGACUAUGUAUCCAACCUCCAUGACACCCAUACCUCCGCCGCCUCCCUCAUCCACGCCCCCACGCGCCGCCGCAUAUCUCUCUCUGACCUCCCUCGGUUGUUCCGAACCCUAGCCUCCAACCUAAGCCGCCGAUUCCACCUCUCCAAAGGCGACGUGGCCUUCAUCCUCUCCCCCAACUCCAUCCACAUCCCUAUCCUCCACCUCGCCCUGCUCUCCCUCGGCGUCGUCGUCUGCCCUUCCAAUCCCCUUAGCUCCGCCGCUGAGAUCUCCCGCCAGAUGUUCAUCACCAGACCUGCAAUUGCGUUUGCCGCCUCGAAUUGCGCAUCCAAGUUGCCUCCCUUACGCCUGGGGACAGUCCUGCUGGACUCCCCCGACUUCGACUCCCUUCUUCUUCCCAGAUCCGGACCCGCCGAGAGUCCGGUUAGGGCCGGCGUGCUCCAGAGCGACACGGCGGCGAUCCUCUUCUCGUCCGGGACGACCGGGAGGGUCAAGGGCGUUGAGCUCACUCACCGGAAUCUCGUGGCCUCGGUAGCCGCCGUGCGCGCAGUCCGCUCCGUCCGUCCAUCUCCUGCGGUAACCCUUUGUGCGGUCCCAUUCUUCCACGUGUACGGGUUCGUGCUGUGCCUCCGGGAGGUGGCUCUCGGCGGGAGCAUGGUGGUGGUGGAUAGGGCGUAUCUGGGGACGCUUCUGGAAGCCGUUGAGGAGUUCAAGGUGACGCAUCUGGCGACGGCGCCGCCUACGGUGGUGGAGAUGGUGAAGACUGAGGCGGCGCUGGAGAGAUUUGAUCUGAAUUUGUUGGAGGCGGUGCUCUGCGGCGGAGCCCCGUUGGCGAAUUCGGUAGUGGAGAAAUUUAAGGGAAGGUUUGGCCACGUGACACUGAUGCAGGCAUAUGGGCUAACUGAAACAACUGGCGGAAUUACUCGAAUGGUGGAUUCGAAAGACAGUCGAGUAAUUGGAUCGAAUGGACGUUUGUCCUCUAAUUGUGAAGUCAAAAUUGUUGAUCCUCUCAUUGGUCAUGGUUUGCCUCCUCUCGAGCCAGGGGAGCUUUGGAUUAGAGGCCCAAUGGUCAUGAAAGGCAGCUAUGUAGGAGAUAAAGAAGCAACAAAGACAAUGCUUGAAUCUGAUGGAUGGUUAAGAACUGGUGAUAUAUGUUAUUUGGACAAGCAAGGGUACCUAUUUUACGUGGAUAGGAUGAAAGAACUGAUUAAAUACAAAGGCUACCAGGUUCCUCCGGCGGAGCUGGAAGAUCUUCUUCUAUCACAUCCUGGCAUUAUUGAUGCAGCCGUGAUCCCGCUUCCUGAUGAGAGUGCGGGCCAAAUACCUGCUGCUUUUGUAGUACGAAAACUGGGAUGUAAAGUAAACGAGUCAGAGAUAAUGAAUUUUGUUGCACAACAGGUUUCUCCGUACAAGAAAAUUAGAAAAGUCUUCUUCAUUGAUUCAAUACCAAAGAAUGCCCCAGGCAAGGUACUGCGAAAGCAAUUAACAGAGUUAGCAUCGGGCAUUGCAUCUAAGUUAUAGUGGCUUUCUUAAUUUUGCUUUUACAGGAAUGUAACUCAUUCAUUUGUACAUGAUGUUGGUCCACUGUGUUGUCUGAAAAAGAAUAUAGUCAUCUCCAUUGGAAAAAAAUUAUUCUCAAUCUCAUUUUGCCAUAACUAAUACCCACCAUUUCGAUGCACGGAAACAUUUAUUACCUAUUUGUUUUUUAAAAAGUAUUUUUGUAUUUAAAAUGUCUCAUGUCAUUAGAAAUAUCAUGAAAAUAAA